AUGAGCUUCCUGGAUCAGACAUGGCAAAUUAUAAACUGGUUCAUUUGCUCUCUGUGCUCACCCCGGCUGCUGAGACUCUGGAGUGGCAGGUGCCCAAGGACCAGAAGAACUUUGCUAUUGGGUACAGCCUUUGUGAUAUAUCUGGGGUUCCUUGUCAGCCAAGUAGGUCAUACUGUACCACAGCACAGAGCAGGACCUGCAAAAGCAAAUUCCUGGAAUCUCAAAGAUGCCGCUCAGACCCUUUUCCUGGAAAUCCCAUUGGAUGGCACCUUGUCGCUUCCUGACCUGGAAAGGCCCCAGAGGGGGACGAAUGACACUUCAGCACUGCCCAAUGUGGUGUACAUCACCCUGCGGUCCAAGCGCAGCAAACCUGCCAACAUCCGAGGCACCGUGAAGCCCAAGCGAAGAAAGAAGAAAAUGCUGCCUUUGCACUAUGGAAAUAAGAAUCCACUCGUUGGCACUAGUGAGGAGAAGACCUUCAUCCAAAAGUCACUUCAUGGGACUCGUAAAUCCCAGAGCAACAGGAGAGCAACAGCAGCACUUCCAGAGAAAGCCGGUCAUAUCAGAGAGGAGUACAGAGAGAAACAAAUGCUCCCAAAGAAUAGGAGGCAUUGGAGACCUGUAGUGAGUAUAAGAGGUGUGAAUUUUCAGCCCAUUGCUCAGGAGAGCAAUAUCAGGAUGUACAGUGAGAGCCAGCCAUCUUGGCUGAGCAAAGAGGACAUCUUCAGUAUGCGUCUUUUGGCAGAUUACAAAAUAGACAGUAUCCAAGAGGCACCUUCUCAACAUGGAGUACUUUUGGUAUUUGGGAGGACCGCUGCUAUUAACAAGUCAACCAAAGGAGAUGUCUGCAUUCAAGGACAUUGUGGCCUUAUCAAGAGACCUCUUGACUUGAGUGAAGUGUUUGCCUUCCAUUUGGACAGGAUCCUGGGGCUGAACCGGACGUUGCCUACAAUAAGCAGAAAAUCAGAAUUUGUACAAGAUGGCCAACCAUGCCCUGUUAUUCUUUGGGAUCCCUCCUUGGCUCAAACAGACAAUGAGACACACUCUUCAUUGAAGCUCAACUGGGGGGCUUACAAGCAACAACUAAAGCAGAAGUGUUGGCAAAAUGGCAAAGUACCCAAAGCAGAGUGGGGAUGUACAGAUGUCCAUCACCAUGAGUGGUCCAAGAUGGCACUCCUUGAUUUUCUUUUACAGAUCUACAGCCGCUUGGACAAGAACUGCUGUGGAUUCAAACCACGCAAAGAGGACUCUUGUGUACAGAAAGGACUGAGUCUUAUUUGUGAUGACCAGGACAACAUUGAUUUGACACACAUUAUCCAGAGAAAGGAUGACCCAAGGCAUUUAGUUUUUAUAGAUAAUAAAGGCUUCUUUGACCGAAGUGAAGACAAUCUAGAUUUCAAAAUAUUACAAGGCAUAAAUGAGUUCCCUGAAUUUGCAGUCUCUGUGCUGAAAAGCCAACAUUUGCGAGAAAAACUUCUUCAGUCUUUGUUCCUUGACAGAAUUUUUUGGGACAGUCAAGGUGGUCGUCAAGGCAUUGAAAAACUAAUUGACGUGAUAGAACGGAGGGCCAAAAUUCUUCUCACCUACAUUAAUGCACAUGGGGCGGAAGUGAUACCAAUGAAUGAAUGAGGCUUCAAUCCUGUGUCUAUACUUACCUGAAAUAAGCCCCGAUGAAUACAGCAGGAUUCAUAGGAUCAGGCUGUGAAUGAAUGAGUUCUAAUGAAAAGUCACACGAUUUACAUACAUUAAAUAAGAAAAUAUAUCUAUGCACAUACCUAAUGCAAAACUUGUUGAUACUUGUUGAUAGGAUAGGCUGUAAUCCUAUACACAUUUACCAGGAAGUAAAUCAUAUUUAACUCAAUGGAGUUUACUUCAGAGUAGACAUGAACUGCAUUGUCAAUACGUAAAGCACAUACGAACAAAUGAUAAAUUAACAUUUUAAAAUAGAUAUUUUGUAAGGGUAAAUUGCUUUCUUUAUAAAGUCAUGCACAAAUACCCAUUUUUUUGCUUCCAGUUUGGAAACUAAGGCUUCGGUCCAGAUUUAGGCAUAUGCAACCUGGCUGGCAGAAAGCAGGCUUUCUUGCCACCUUCUCCCCAUAGCUUGCUUUCCAGCCCCCUAAAAAUACAACAUAGAGGGUUAUGGGACCCCACUGACUGGGGUGUGUAUCUGUAGGGGAAGGGAUUCCUGAAAAAUGGGUAGAGGUACCUUCUGUGAAGGGUUGCCAUGGGUGGAAGAGGUGGAAAAGUCUGCACACAAGUCUGUUGCACACACCUAAAUCUUGAUCCAAACAUAAGACUCUGAAGCAGAAUUCCCACCAUUUAUUGAUUUGAUUUUGAUGGCAAUAAGGAUAGAAUAUGCUCUCACUUAGAGGAAACCCCCCAAAAACAUUUGACAAAAGUUGCAGCUUUCAGACUACUUACUUCAAUGGAUUGCCUUGAAAUAAGUGAUUUUUUUUAGGAUUGCUGCAAAUACUUUAUACAGACCCCAAUGAAAGUACUGCCAUUGAUAUUUCUGUACAUGUCUCAUAUUAUUCAGUAAAGA
Messenger RNA from Elgaria multicarinata webbii, 2542 nucleotides. It is a transcript of the gene GASK1B, whose product is annotated as golgi associated kinase 1B. The coding region runs from base 1 to 1629 and encodes 542 amino acids. Gene Ontology annotation, cellular component: Golgi apparatus. The transcript has 4 exons. The record is from RefSeq and is a predicted model, not a curated record. Lineage: Eukaryota; Metazoa; Chordata; Lepidosauria; Squamata; Anguidae.